Messenger RNA from Ctenopharyngodon idella (grass carp), 2407 nucleotides. RefSeq lists its product as uncharacterized. The transcript has 11 exons. Gene Ontology annotation, cellular component: external side of plasma membrane; membrane raft. NCBI's taxonomy places the organism in Eukaryota, Metazoa, Chordata, Actinopteri, Cypriniformes, Xenocyprididae. The coding region runs from base 200 to 1552 and encodes 450 amino acids. The record is from RefSeq and is a predicted model, not a curated record. Gene Ontology annotation, molecular function: protein tyrosine kinase binding; MHC class II protein binding. Gene Ontology annotation, biological process: interleukin-15-mediated signaling pathway; positive regulation of ERK1 and ERK2 cascade; T cell activation.
CGUCAAGAGAAUAUGAUGCCGAUUCGACACUUGUCCAUCGUGAACUGUGAUAUAGUGUCAGUGAAAUGCAGCUGUAUCACAGUGUCAGGCUAAACACUCGUCAGAUAGGAAGAGGUUAACAACCACAGGAGGGGCUAAUAGUGUUUAAAGAUAGAGCUGUAACUAUAUUUAAUGAAGAGAAAGACUCCAGAAACAGAAAAUGGCUGAUAAGUGUGAUUUGUGUCUGCUGGGACUGAUCGUUCUCUGCUCACUUCUCACAGGUACCAGUGGAGUGAAUGAGACUCAUGUGUUUAUUAGUUCUGGUGAAAAUGUCCGUCUGCCCUGUAAUGAUGCUCUUUCUGACUGCAACUCAACUACAUGGAUCUAUGGCACAUCCAGGCAUUCAGAAGCAGCUGAACUUAUUUUUUUAGGGACAAAGAAUAAAGACACAGGGAGACAUGAGAGACUGAGUCUGGGGUCUGACUGCUCUCUGAACAUCAAGAACGUCACUAAAGAAGACUAUGGAUUUUACACCUGCAGACAAUAUGUGAAUAAACAAAAACAAGGAACUGAUGCAUGUGUUUAUCUGCAUGUUCUUUAUGUUUCAGUCUCUCCAUCAUCAUCCUCACAGACUGAGAUCAGUCCAGGUCGCUCUGUGACUCUCUUCUGUCAGUUGUAUUCUAGAUUAUCCUGUGAUUAUUUGGUCCGUUCUGAGGGACUUCAGCUGUUGUGGGUGAAUCAGUCUGGUGUUGAUCUGAAGACAGACUCCAUAUAUCAGAUAUCAUCAGAUCGCUGUAUCAUCACUCUGACUACAACACUCCUGAAUGAAGAUGACAACAGAGAGUGGAGAUGUCAGCUUACUCUCAGAAAUCAACUCAACACCUCAGCCAGAUACACUGGCAAGUAUUCAGUUCAAAAUGAUUCAAUAACAGCAGUGAUUCCAGUCCACAACACAAACUCUCAGGAUUCUUCAACUAUAAACACACACGUAUCUAAAGUGAAUGAAUCAUCUGAACUAACAUCUACAGCUCAGGAUGAUUCAGUGACAGCAGUGAAUCGAGUUCACAUCACAGUCUUAACAAUAAACACACCAGAAACUUCUACGCAAGAUGAAGCAUCUGAACAUUCAUCUUCUGCAGUGGAUUCAACCACACUGAUUCUAGUCAGCAGCUCCAACUCUGAGAAGAAAUCAAGCCAAACGACAGCAGCAGCAUCGACUACAGCACCAGCACUGAUUCCAGAUGUCACUCAAAACCCUCGGAAACAAGUGAUUGUGAUUGCGAUUGUCGCCGCUUCAUUCAUUGUUCUCCUUCUUGCUCUUAUUCUCUUGAUGUUUCGUGAAAAAAGAGCAGAUAACAGAAGAGGGACUGAUGACUCUGUGAAGCAGACAGAUGAUCAUGUGACUUAUGCUGAAGUCACUGCGUACAGUAAAAACCAAGACAAAAAGAACAAGGUUCGCUGUGAUGAUAAAGUGACUUAUUCUUCCAUCAGAGGAGCAAAAGCUGGAUCUCAGGAAAACUGCAGUGAACUUUAUGCCUCUGUGAACAAGAACCAUCACAAAUCAGUCAAAUAAUUAUACAAAAACCACAUGAGCAGAAGAAUAUGAACUUUGUAUAGUUCACUUCUAAUGGUUUUAUUCAUUGUGUAUACUUUCAAUGUCUUUUACAUGUUAAGAAACAAACCCAAGUGGAGCUCUGAUUUAUUUGUAGUUAUUAUUGGUUAUUUUGGUCAGUUUGAUGUUUUAUAGUUUCUGUCUGCUUGUUGAUCAGUCAAUUCUAAUGCCUUUAUUAUUAAUUCAGGGUCUGCAGGAUAGAAAAUAAAGCACAGUUUUACUGACAUAGAUGAUUCUCAUUAAAUCAUGUAUUUUCUCGAGCAGCUAAUGAACUGUCAGCUUGCAUUAAGAACAGGCAAAGCAUGAUGAUGUAAGCGUUUAUCACAGUAUGACAGGAAUGAUAAUUUGGUGUUUGAACCGUUUGAGCAGCUGUUUUCAGCAAUGCUUGUAGUAUUAUAUUUGUCAAUAAGAAAAUAGCCUGUCAAACGUGUAUUUAUAGUGAAAUAUAUUUUUCAUCAUGUUGUGUUCACUUAACAAUGUCGUAUGGUAAAUGCCCACUAGAGGGAGUUGUAUGAUGUGGGAACUGGUAUGCAUGUAAGAAAAGAAGAGAGGUUGUUUUUUAUGGAGUUAAUAUUGUGCCAUAAUUAAACAAACAAAUACAGCAUUUUGCAAACAAACACGAUCUGCUUUGCAAAGGAAAACUCACAAACAAACAGAAAGUGAUGUGCAAAUACAAAGGUCAGUUUGAGUAAAAAAGAUGAGUAACAAAUAUAUGUAUUGUGUUUUACAAAUAUAAAUAAAUGAGCCUACAUCAUAUUUCACAAAUAAAUACAAACCAUUCUACAAAUGGCAUGUAACCUUUGAACAAAUACCAAA